UGCUCUUUCCAGCAACUCACCAGCUAAUUUAAAGCUCAUCAUUCACAGUUUGACAUCUUGCUUCAGAAUGGCAGCAAAGAAAGUGUUGAUCGUGUAUGCCCACCAGAGCUCUGGCUCAUUCAACGCUGCAGCCAAAAAUGCUGCUGUGGAGGUUCUAACAGCUCAGGGCUGCACAGUAGCAGUAUCUGACCUAUACGCCAUGAAGUUUAAAGCCACUGCUACAGCUGAGGACAUCAAUGGAGAAGUCAAGAAUGUGGAUCAUUUCCGUUACGCAGAGGAGACCAAACUGGCAUGGGAGGAAGGAAAACUAUCUGCUGACCUCACUGAGGAGCAAUGCAAACUCACUGAGGCAGACCUCGUCAUCUUCCAGUUCCCCAUGUACUGGUUCACUGUUCCUGCAAUCAUGAAGGGCUGGAUGGAUCGGGUGCUCACACUGGGCUUUGCCUACUCACAAGAGAAGCGAUACAGCCAGGGAGUCUUCAAGAACAAGAUGGCCAUGCUGUCCUUCACCACUGGGUCUCAGGAGUCCAUGUUCAGUGCUGAUGGCAUUAAUGGAGACAUGAAUGUCACACUGUGGCCCCUGCAGAAUGGCAUCCUGCACUACUGUGGCUUCCAGGUUCUGGCUCCUCAGAUCUUCUGGGCCCCGUCUCACGUUGCCCCUGAGGUGCGUGGCACCAUGCUGGAGGGCUGGCGUACACGGCUGCAAGGUCUCCUAGGCGAAAAACCACUUUCCUUUAUUCCCUUGGACUGCUUUGAUAAGGAGAAGGGUUACCAGCUGAAGCCAGAGGUCCACGAGAAGCAUGCUGCCAAGGAGUUUGGACUGACUGUGGGGAUCCAUCUGGGAAAGGCACUACCACCUAACAACCAAAUUAAAGCUGGAGUCUAAAUGUCAAGCAAGUCUUUUAAAUUAUGUGGUGGAAAAUAAAGGCUACUGCAUGUA
Epinephelus moara (kelp grouper) is the source of this 940-nucleotide messenger RNA. RefSeq names its product NAD(P)H dehydrogenase [quinone] 1-like. The record is from RefSeq and is a predicted model, not a curated record. The transcript has 6 exons. Gene Ontology annotation, cellular component: cytosol. Bases 68 to 886 code for a protein of 272 amino acids. Gene Ontology annotation, molecular function: NAD(P)H dehydrogenase (quinone) activity. NCBI's taxonomy places the organism in Eukaryota, Metazoa, Chordata, Actinopteri, Perciformes, Serranidae.